CUGGCUGCCUCAGGCAACUGAAGUCACCAACGAGGAACGAACCCCACUCUCCUCUCCUCCGGCUGGGCUUCGGGCGGCGGCGGCGGGGGUGGAUGGCCUCCGCGGCUUCGGCCCCGGCGUUCGAGCGACUGGCCGGGAUCCGGGCGCUCGCCGAGUCCGGCCGCUUCAAGGCGUGGUUCCUCGACCAGUUUGGUGUUCUUCACGAUGGCAAGAAGCCUUACCCUGGUGCCGUCUUUGCAUUGGAGAGACUCGCUGAGAAAGGGGCUAAGAUGGUGAUCAUUAGCAAUUCGUCUAGGAGGUCUUCUGUAACCAUGGAGAAGCUAAGGAGCCUUGGGUUCGACCCAUCUUGUUUCCUCGGGGCUAUCACUAGCGGGGAACUCACACAUCAGUACCUUCACAAGAGAGAUGAUCCAUGGUUUGCAGCUCUUGGAAGAAAGUGUGUUCAUCUGACAUGGGGCAAUCGAGGUGCAAUUUCUUUGGAGGGCCUUGGUUUGCAAGUUGCGAGCAAUGUCGAGGAGGCAGAGUUUAUAUUAGCCCAUGGUACUGAGGCCCUGGGUCUACCUUCUGGGGAUCCACUUCCCAAAAGUCUUGAGGAGCUUGAGCAGGUUCUAAUGUUAUGCCUAGAAAAGCGACUGCCAAUGGUGGUAGCUAAUCCUGAUUAUGUUACUGUUGAGGCACGAGAUCUACGUGUCAUGCCUGGCACUCUAGCAGCCAAAUAUGAGAACCUUGGUGGUGAGGUGAAAUGGAUGGGGAAACCGGACAAGGUGAUUUAUGCAUCAGCAAUGUCCCUGGCAGGGGUUAAUGCCCAUGAAUGCAUCAUGGUGGGUGAUUCACUGCACCAUGACAUCAAAGGUGCAAAUGGAUCUAGAGUCGAAUCUGCAUUCAUUACUGGAGGGAUUCAUGCGGCUGAACUUGGCCUCAAUGAGAUUGGAGAAACAGCUGAAGAGGACACCAUCGACUCAUUGUGCAGCAAACAUGGCUCCUAUCCCACCUAUGUUUUGCCUUCAUUUACAUGGUAGAAACAGGGUCUACCUUUGGUUAAGAGCAUCAUCUUCUUCUCAGAACGUGAUGCAGCAGCCAUCGGUUCCAGCAAGGUCAUGCAAUGUAAUGAGUAACUGUGCUCUGAGGUACCGCUAGAGGUUCCCAUCUUCCUGAGUUGUUGACAAAGGUCAUAACUUUUUCUUUUGAGAAAGAUUAGCAACGGUCAUGACCCUUUUUCCGGGGAACGAUUGAUAAAGUUCAAAACUCAAACCAGGAUAGUUCAGGAUGAGAAGUGCAAGGAUUCAUUCUUUUCUUAACCAUUCAAAUUUCAGUCAGAUUACUGAGAAUUAUUAAACUUGUGUUAAAGUUA
Messenger RNA from Oryza brachyantha (malo sina), 1351 nucleotides. Its product is annotated as acid sugar phosphatase. The record is from RefSeq and is a predicted model, not a curated record. Gene Ontology annotation, molecular function: phosphatase activity. Lineage: Eukaryota; Viridiplantae; Streptophyta; Magnoliopsida; Poales; Poaceae. The transcript is spliced from 7 exons. Gene Ontology annotation, cellular component: chloroplast. The coding region runs from base 93 to 1019 and encodes 308 amino acids.